Messenger RNA from Sporisorium graminicola, 1800 nucleotides. RefSeq lists its product as uncharacterized. NCBI's taxonomy places the organism in Eukaryota, Fungi, Basidiomycota, Ustilaginomycetes, Ustilaginales, Ustilaginaceae. Gene Ontology annotation, cellular component: cytosol. The record is from RefSeq and is a predicted model, not a curated record. Gene Ontology annotation, biological process: purine nucleobase biosynthetic process. Gene Ontology annotation, molecular function: methylenetetrahydrofolate dehydrogenase (NAD+) activity; methylenetetrahydrofolate dehydrogenase (NADP+) activity. The coding region runs from base 1 to 1800 and encodes 599 amino acids. The transcript has a single exon.
AUGACAACUGACGAUUCCAUCUCGCCUCCGCCAUCCUAUUGCGAACCUGGCUCUCAAUCUCCAAACCCAUCAGUCCCUAGAACCACUCCUGGCCUCGCCUCGUCCACCUCGAGUUUGUCCAGCUCCUCUCUUCAAGCUUCCCCCUCUCUCCUGCACAGCUCGGCCUUCCAUUCCUCGAGCCGUACAACCGCCAAGUCAGAUCCCGCCGGACUCGACCUGUCUCACCUCAGCUCAUUGCUCGACAAGUUGGCCCGUCCUUCGUCGCUUCGGUCCACCUCCUCGUCCGAGUACCUCUCAUCUUCUAGCGCCUCCACCUCGGCCGCUUCUUCCUCCUCGGCUCUGCCUUUGACUCCUCGACUUCGAGGCAAAGGUACCUUUCGUGAACCUUCGUACGUGCGUUCCGAACGCAAGUCCCAGUUCAACGAGCUCCUCGACACGUUCCAUCGUGCUACCAUCUGCGAAUUUGAGCCCAGCUACCAGCUCUCAGCCUCGGAUCUCACACACGCCUUUGACCGCCAAGGUAACUCGAUCAGCCCCGUCCAACCCAACGACGUGCUCCGUGGCGUAGCUAGCAGCAUGUCUGAACCCGUCGUCCAGCACCCUUCGCAGUCCGGCUCGCUGCCCAGCCCAGAAAACCCGGGUAAGCUUGUACAGGCAUCCGGUAUCGCUGCCCCUUACCAAGAUGCUAUCAAGCAAGCCAUCCAGGCGCGCAUCGACCAGGGCAAGUCCAGACCCAAGCUCGUCGGUAUCCUCCCCACUCCCAGCCCGCCCAGUGUAGCCUACGCCCAGUGGACGCGCAAGGCGUGUGAGGCGGUCGGCAUCGAAUUCGAGAUCUGGAAAACCUGGGACGACUCGGUCGAGGUCAAGGAGGAGGAUCACAAGGGCUCCGCACCGGACUUUGACCUCGAGGCGGAUGUGGAGGACCUCAUCAUCGCUGCCAACGCCGACGACAAGGUACAUGGCAUUAUGGUGUACUACCCCAUCUUUUUCGGUCGUCAGGACACGUACCUACAACAGAUUGUCGACCCGCGUAAAGACGUCGAGGGUCUGCAUUUCAGCUACUGCUGGAACAUGUACCACAACGUCCGAUGGAUCUCGCCUGCCAAGCUCGGCAACGCGCCCGGCACCACGCGCGAGCUGCCCGAGGAGCGCGCCAGCCGCGAGGCGCUGGAUGCCGAGCAGGUGCCUCCGGGCAUGGCCAAGUCAAUCCUUCCUUGCACGCCGCUCGCCAUGGUCAAGUGUCUCGAGGCGAUUGGCGUCUACGACCGCGAGCUGCCAUACGGAGAUCGCCUGUACGGCAAGACCAUCACCGUAAUCAACCGCUCCGAAGUCGUCGGCCGUCCUCUCGCAGCGCUGCUCUCCAACGACGGUGCCAAGGUGUACUCGGUCGACAUUGACUCGAUCCAAGAGUUCAACAAGCGUGCCGCCGAGCCCUCGGGUGAACCUCAGGGCCGCGCACGAUCCGAGAUUGUCAAGAAGGCCCACGCCCAAAACACGGCCUCGCAACUUCGCCCGCACCACGUCGUGCGCAACUGCAGCAUGACGGCCGAGGAGUGCAUCCGUGCUUCGGACGUCGUGAUUGCCGGCGUGCCCUCGGCCAACUACAAGGUCGAGACCGAAUGGAUCAAGCCCGGUGCGGUCUGCGUCAACUUUUCCAGCGAGAAGAACUUCAAGCCCGAUGUGAGGACGCGUGCAUCCAUGUACCUGCCAGCUAUCGGCAAGACCACCAUCGCCAUGCUCCAGAGGAACUUGCUCCGUCUCGUCGAGUACCGCGAGCUCUCUGAAGGUUCUUCGCAGUAG